AGAAUAAAACACGAGGAACCAGAAACCAGGAGAAUAAAACACGAGGAACAAGGAGAGUUUAUUGAAGAAAGUGAGGAGAACCAAGAAUUGAGUGAAGAUGAGGAGAAACAUCAUGUCAAAACUGGAGAAAAACCUUUGAGUUGCUCUCAAACCAAACAGAAAGAUUUAAAGAAAAUAAGAGCCAAGAAAUCUUUCAUCUGCACUCUGUGUGGAAAGAGUUUGAGAAGAAAAAAUAGUUUUGAUGUUCACAUGAGAAUUCACACUGGAGAGAAACCUUAUAAGUGUUCACACUGUGACAAGAGAUUCAGGGAUCCAUCAAGACUGAAAACACACGAGAGGAUCCACACUGGAGAGAAUCCGUACACUUGUGAUCAAUGCGGGAAGAGUUUUGCACGAAAAGUAAUCUUUAUGACACAUAUGAAAAUUCAUACAGGAGAGAAACUGUACACAUGUAAUCAAUGUGGAAAGAGUUUGAAAUUUAAAUAUAGUCUUAAGCGUCACAUGAGAGUUCAUACUGGUGAGAAACUGUACACUUGUGAUCAAUGCGGGAAGAGUUUUGCAUGGAAAGGAAUCCUUAUAAGACAUAUGAGAAUUCAUACAGGAGAGAAACUGUACACAUGUAAUCAAUGUGGGAAGAGUUUGAUUAGCAAAUGUAGUCUUGAGAUUCACAUGAGAGUUCAUACUGAUGAGAAACUGUACACUUGUGAUCAGUGCGGGAAUAGUUUCUCACACUCAGCAAACCUUAAGAGACACAUGAACACCCACACUGGAGAGAAGCAGCACUCAUGUGAUCAAUGCGGUAAAAGAUUUUUAAGAGCUUCAGACCUGAAGCAGCACUUGAAAGUUCAUACAAAGGAGAAACCACAUUCAUGUAGUUUGUGUGGAAAGAGUUUUUCACGUUUUUCAAUUUUGAAUGAACAUCAGAAAACACAUACUGGUGUGAAAGAGUACAUGUGCUGCGAGUGUGAAAAGACUUUUAUUUCAGCAAAGUGUUUAAAUCAGCACCAGAUGAUUCACACUGGAGAAAAACCUUAUAAGUGUUCACACUGUGACAAGAGAUUCAACCAUGCAUCAAAUCUGAGAAGACAUGAGAGGAUCCACACCGGAGAGAAACCGUAUCACUGCACUGAAUGUGGGAAGUGUUUCAAUCGUUCAUCUGGUCUACACAAACAUACAAAAAACAAUCAUACAAAUUGUUUAAAACAGCAUGAGAGGAUCCACACUGGAGAGAAACCUUACAAGUGUUCACACUGUGACAAGAGCUUCAGUGUGUUAGGAAAUCUGAAAAGACAUGAGAGGAUCCACACCGGAGAGAAACCGUAUCACUGCACUGAAUGUGGGAAGUGUUUCAAUCGUUCAUCUGCUCUACACAUUCAUACAAAAAACAAUCAUAAGUUGAUUGAAGAAAACGAGGAGUAUAAAGAAUCAAGUGAAGUUGAGGAGAAACAUCAUGUCAAAACUAGAGAAAAACUUUUCUUUUUUUGAGAGUUCCUCUCAAACCAAACAGAAAUAUUUAAAGAAAAGAAGAGCCAAGAAAUAUGUGAUCUGCAUUAAGUGUGGAAAGAGAUUGAAAAGCAAUACAAGUCUUGAGGAUCACAUGAGAGUUUAUACUGGAGAGAAAUCAUUCACAUGUGAUCAAUGUCGGAAGAGUUUCACACAAUCAGCAAAUCUAAAGGAACACAUGAAGAUACACACUGGAAAAAGCAUCUUGGUCCCAGAGUUGAUAAAUCUAAAACUGACACUUUAUCUUUUUCAUGUGUACAGCCAGUCUGUAUAUUUUGUCAAACGAUGUUAUCAUCAUCGCAUGUCUUUACCCACGGUGUUGUUGAGCCCUAAUUAGAUUUUCAUUUAAUUCAUGUUCAUUUGUCUUAUAAUGCAUAUCACUUUUAGUUUGCUUAUGUUUUCAUGAAGGAAAGUAGCUUUUUACAAACUGUUCAGGAAGCUGAAGAGGAGACUAACAUUUUAAGAGAUACCAAGAUAUAUUUUUAAUUGGUUCUUCUUUGUUAUUUUUAUAAUGAGUCAUGCUUCUAUGAUAUAUUUAGUAAACACAGAUGCAAGAUAUACUGUCAUGUAGAUUUUUAAUUGAUCUUUAAUUGCUUCUCUUUCAGUAGGAAUUAAUGUCUGAACUCAGUAAUACGCCCUGGGGCUAAAUUAUGAAAGACCGUCAUAUCA
This is a messenger RNA of Carassius auratus (goldfish), 2172 nucleotides long. Its product is annotated as gastrula zinc finger protein XlCGF57.1-like. Gene Ontology annotation, cellular component: nucleus. Gene Ontology annotation, molecular function: DNA-binding transcription factor activity, RNA polymerase II-specific. The annotation marks the transcript as partial. The record is from RefSeq and is a predicted model, not a curated record. The transcript is spliced from 4 exons. Lineage: Eukaryota; Metazoa; Chordata; Actinopteri; Cypriniformes; Cyprinidae. Gene Ontology annotation, biological process: regulation of transcription by RNA polymerase II.